This is a messenger RNA of Penicillium manginii, 789 nucleotides long. RefSeq names its product Fig1 domain-containing protein. Bases 1 to 789 code for a protein of 262 amino acids. Gene Ontology annotation, cellular component: mating projection tip; membrane. Gene Ontology annotation, biological process: conjugation with cellular fusion. Lineage: Eukaryota; Fungi; Ascomycota; Eurotiomycetes; Eurotiales; Aspergillaceae. The transcript is spliced from 2 exons. The record is from RefSeq and is a predicted model, not a curated record.
AUGUUCAACCCAGCUGUUUUACUGUCCGGGUGCACGUCAAACGGAAUGAGCAACAUAUAUCUGCUUUCUUUGCAGUACAACGAAAUAGGAUCUCCGAUAUUGACUGCCCCUGGUCAAGUGAGCUCAACUAUUGCAAACGCUGUCUUUAAUGUCUCACAGGCGGGGAAUGGGACUACUCUAGUGGAAGUUCGUGCAGGCUACAUGGGACUGUGUGUUGGCAAAUUAGGCCUUGGCCUCGACGAGACUCGCGUCUGCUCAAGUAGUGCCAAAGCAUUGGCGGCUUUUGUCCAAGCGGAGAAAAAGACAAUCAAUCAUGGGAAUAUGAGCAUUACCAUCACACCGGAUCCGCUCAAUUUGAUCAUGGUUGCGGAGGAGUUUAGACAGAAAAUCGUGUUUGACGGGUUUUUAUAUGUGGUUAUCGUGGCCUGCGUUAUAGCGUUUAUCCUCAUGUCAACAUUUCCGGGGUGGCAUGAAGAGAGCGGUGGAAGUGGUUCUGACAUCGAGGUCAAGCCAUUUCCUUCUCGCCAGGUAUUACGGGGCGUUUUAAUCGUGCUGGUGAUUGGGUUCGGCCUUGGGAUUAUCUCUAUACUAUGGCAGCAUAUCAAUAGUAGCUCUACCGCGUCUGUGGCCGAAAUCCUCAGUUAUGGUGCAGUUUCAGGCCAUGUUGGAGCCGGUUCAAUGGCACUUGGCUGGAUUUCAGUGGCCAUCAUUGGGCUAGUCGGCACUGCGAUAUUAACCAUGAUUUUGAGUAUCUCUAUGCUUCGAAAGUUAACAGACGACUCGGAGUAG